AUGGAAGGGUCGUUUCUACUCGGUCGGCGGAGGUCCGGGCGCCCUCCGGGGCGAGCGCCGACCCGCGGCUUCCUGGAGGCGAGAGCCGGUGCAACACGAGACCCCGUCGGAGCCCACAGGCGGGCGCGGGCCGCCGCCCCCACGCGGGCGCGCCGCGUCCCCUCGUCGCUGUCUCCGCCUGCCGCCGUGCGGGACCCCGUGGCUGCGGAGCUGACGGCGCAGCUCUGGGCGGUCUCCCGGGAGGCGGCGCCCCCGCCCCGUCAGGGGCAGCGGCACAACCGCGCGCACCAGCGAAUAAUCGCCGCCCCUGACAUCUCCGCUGACACCCUCUGGCCCAGGGGCGGGGCAGGGAUCCCCGACCCUCGGAGGGCGCAGUGCCCUAGCCCAGCCGCAUCGGGCAGCUCUGUCCCCACAACCCCCUUGCCAGCCCGGAGCGGCCCCGAGUCCCCGCGCGUCGGGCGCGCUCGCCGCGGCCGAGGAACUUUGGCGCGCACGCCCCCACCCGGACGGCGCCAACGACUCACCUGCCCCUCGGGCCAAUCCGGGUGCCCCGGCCGCCGCCCUCCGGCCGCCCCUGACCCCUCCGCGGGCAAGUCCUCGGGGCGCCCCCACUCCCUUCCCCGGGCAGUGUCCUUCGGCUCUACUGGGGUCUGGGGCCGGCGUGGGCGCCCCCGGCCCCCACGUCCUCCUAGCUCGGAGCUGCUGGGGGUGGCCGGGGGCGGAGGGCUGAGGCUCGGGGCUCUCUCGCCCCCACCCCGCGCGCCUCCUUUAUUUUAUGAUCAUUGUGAGCGUGCUGUCGCCGCUCAGCCCCGCCGCCGCGCCGCAGCCGCCUGGCGCGCCCCGCGCUGCCUCGCUCUGCUGCAGCAUCGGAAAGGCAACCAGGUCAAACUUUGCAGAAACUCAGCCCCUGCGCCGGCCUGGCCCCGCGUCUGCCCGCAGCAGCCGGCCGGAGCGCAGCGCACGCAGGCACCGCCGCCCGCUCGCCGGCCCCGCGGGGAUGCAGGUCCGCAGGCGGCGGCGGCGGCGGCGGCGGGCGCCGCCUCCUCCUCACCGCCCGCCCAGCUCUCCACCCUCGCUCCCUGCACGCCGCCCGCCCUGCCCCUGGCACAGCACCCUUGCUGGCUGGGACCAGCCCCUCCAAGCCGGGAUGGAACUGACAGUAGAAAGCCCUGUCUCUGCCCUUCUUCCUGCUCAGCAUUUUCUGGAGCUCUGUGGGUGCUGGGCACAGACCCACGGCUGUCUCAGCAUAUGUGGAAGGCCCGGGAUCCAUCCACACGAGUGUGAAAUGCUGGCGUCUGCAGAACAGAGGAAGGGGACAUCUGCUUGAGACGUGCCCAAUGCCACGGGGACGCUCACAAUGCCCCCCUGGACCCGUUCCCCUCCCCCAGUCCACAGUCUCCCCAGGCUCCUCUGCCAUGAUGUCACCAGUGUAUGGGAAAGAGAGGGGUCAGGGUGCACAGUCCCACCCCUUCCCAGAGAUGAACUCCUUGCUGUGGCAACUUGGGACUCAAAGUGUUGUCGGUGGGCGGACAAGGUCACUCAACUCCUGGCGAUUUUUUCCCCAUCGUUGACUGGACACCUGUGCUGUGCUGAGUGCUCAGAAGACACUGGGGAACCCAGCCAGGGCCAGGACAGAUGACAGGCGUGGUCGCCAUGGCACUUACCUCCCUGUGGGCCAGAAAGACGUCAGGGGAUAACUCCAGGAAUGAUGAAUAGAGAGGAGGAGCUGAGGCCCAGCGGCGCCCCAAGUUCAGGCAACAGUCGCUGAAGUGUGCAUGGAUGGAGCCCCGCUCACCUGACUGCCCCUCCGCGCUCCCACCCCACCCAGCAUCAUGGGGGCGAGUCCCGCGUGGGACACGGGAGGACGCUGUCGCCGUGCCUACCAGGCUUCUCCGGCCAGGACUCAAGCCCCUGCGGCCCCCACCCGCCCUGCAGCAGCCUGGAAGGACGGAGGCGGGUGGACAGGCUGGGUGCGGCCAGGAUCGGGUGCGGCACUGGGAGUUCUCCAAGGUGCUAAAAUAAACCCAGCGAAGGAUCAGGUUUCCCAACC
Molecule: messenger RNA, 2050 nt
Organism: Hipposideros armiger (great roundleaf bat)
Lineage: Eukaryota; Metazoa; Chordata; Mammalia; Chiroptera; Hipposideridae
Product: basic proline-rich protein-like
Exons: 6
Coding region: 1-1284 (427 amino acids)
Source: RefSeq, a predicted model, not a curated record